AUGGAGUUUCUGCAGAACCAUCAUUCGGCCAACACCACCGAUCCACCUUACACCCUCAACACAGGUUCGGUGGGGAGUAUCGAGGCAACGAUACCCUCAGGCCUCUGCUCAGGAUCCUUGGGUGUCCUAUCAGGGGAUGACGGAUUAGCAGAUAAUCAAAAUGAAGAAACUUUAGGAGCUCUGCAAGGUACUCUGCGAUUGCAGGACCUGCAGAAUUCACCUGAUGACAUAAAUACUGAUCAGAAUCAGCAGGUUCAAAAUUCAAACCAAAACCAGGUGGUGACUGAAUUUGGAGCCAGUUUUUGGGUCGACGACAUGGCUGGGUUUCCUCUUCCACCAUUGGAUUUGGAUCCACUUCCGCCAGGACUCUUUAGCCCUUGUUCCGGAACCUACAAUUGGGGUUGCACCAGAGGCGAUUGCGUUCCCAGAAGUGGAAACCCCAACGGAGAGGGUGUCGCGGAUGUGCUUUUGUCCUUGAAACAUGCAGUGGUUCAUCCAGGGAGUCCCACCGGGGGAUAUUAUUCCACGGCAGCUCCAUCACAUCAUUAUACCCAGGACUAUGGACAAAAUAUCGGACCACCAAUGCCACCCUCGCAUUAUACUCCUGGACCUGCCAUGUCCGUCAAUGUAUCUAUGAAUAUGACGAUGAACAUGAAUAUGCACCCUGGGUACGAGCAGAGCUAUUCGUCGGCCUGGGGGAUGGAGCCCUUACUGAGUCCCGCCCCCCAAUACAACCCCGUGGAAACUCAGACAAGGGCGAAUCAAGUUCCAGCCAAUAGCCUCAUUGGUGUACACCCCCAUUCGCACCCUCACCCUCACACCAGGCUCCAGACAGGAGAGCAUUCCCUUUGUAUCGGCAGCGCGGGAGUUGCUGUAACUCAGGAUGAUAAUGGAAGACCGAAUCUCUGUCGAAUAUGCGGGAAAACAUAUGCCAGGCCAAGCACCCUCAAAACUCACCUCAGAACUCAUUCAGGAGAGAAACCAUUCAGAUGCCACGCGUGUUCGAAAGCCUUCAGCCAAGCGGCCAACUUGACUGCCCAUGCCAGGACGCAUUCCGGAGAAAAACCAUUUCGAUGUCCUGUUUGUGACAGGCGAUUUUCGCAAAGCAGUUCCGUGACGACACACAUGAGAACGCACUCUGGAGAGCGACCUUACAGAUGCCGAUUUUGCAAAAAGGCCUUCUCCGACAGUUCGACCCUGACGAAACAUUUGCGAAUUCACUCGGGCGAGAAGCCGUACCAGUGCAAGUUGUGCCUGCUGAGGUUCAGUCAGAGCGGCAAUCUCAACAGGCAUAUGAGGGUCCAUGGUGGCUCUCUGACGUGACACAGUCCGGAUUACCACCCCUUUGUGGAUGCUGAUCUUCUGCCCCAGUGCUGUCGGAUACCUGUCAUUCAACUUGGGACGAGUUUACAACGAAAAUUAUAGAAAAAAGAAUUAUUUGUGUAUUUUCUGCGCUCCCAAGAACAAUUUCAGGCGACCCGACGCCCAAAACCAAGACAACAAUUUCAGGUCGUCUUUACCCACAACAUCUUCAGGUCGUCUUUACCCACAACAUCUUCAGGUCGUCUUUACCCACAACAUCAUCAGGACAAAUAUCUAUGGCCGCUUUUGAAAAUAUCUUUAUGAUAUUGGGAUCCAUAAAGUUCCAGAGGUCGUAUUUAUUCAAUGGAUUUCAAUUUUUCUUUUUAAAUUAAAACGAAUUAAAUAUCAAAAAGAUCCGCCGAGGCCAAUUUAGGGAAAGAAUCCACUAAUUUGUUAUUUAAUUUAAAAAAUAACAAACAAAAAACAUACUUUUUCAUUUGUCUAUAGAUUAA
Messenger RNA from Belonocnema kinseyi, 1814 nucleotides. Its product is annotated as protein glass-like. The transcript is spliced from 6 exons. Gene Ontology annotation, cellular component: nucleus. NCBI's taxonomy places the organism in Eukaryota, Metazoa, Arthropoda, Insecta, Hymenoptera, Cynipidae. The record is from RefSeq and is a predicted model, not a curated record. The coding region runs from base 1 to 1323 and encodes 440 amino acids.